Phragmites australis (common reed) is the source of this 1584-nucleotide messenger RNA. RefSeq lists its product as uncharacterized. The coding region runs from base 80 to 1354 and encodes 424 amino acids. Lineage: Eukaryota; Viridiplantae; Streptophyta; Magnoliopsida; Poales; Poaceae. The record is from RefSeq and is a predicted model, not a curated record. The transcript has 6 exons.
CAGAAAUAAUUUCCGAAAAGGUGAAAAUAGGGGAAAAAACACACUAAAACCUCUUCGCCUGCUUUCGGCGGCGGCGGCCAUGGCGUACCUACCGCCCCACAAGCGCCACCCCAGCACCACCGCGUCCACGCCCACGCCCACCCCCGCCCCGCCCCCUUUGUCCCUCUCCUCCCCCCUCCGAUCCCUCUCCCUCUCCUCCCCUCGCGGCCGCCACCGCGGCGCCGGCGCGCGCUACCCAGGCCCUUCCAACAAGAUCAUCCACGCCGCCGGCUGCGUCUCCCGCUGGUCCCCACUCCCGCCCUUCUCCCUCGGCCCCGAAGAUGGCGACGGCGAGCCGCUCCUGCGCCUCGAGCCCUUCCCCUGCGUCCCUAUCGAGCGCAAGACCGGCGCCAAGCCCCUUGCCCUCGUCGCCUCCUCUUCCCCGCGAGAGGGUUCCUCCUACUCUGCGGGGGCUGCGGCCGCUGCCAUCGCCGACAAGUUCGUGCCGGACCUCCUCGCUGCCUCGGAGAGGGCCAAGGCGGGCGACGCGCCUAAGGAACAGGGGGAGUUGGUGAAGCUGAGCCUCGUGGCCAGGGUGGGGAAGUUGCUCUUCCAGUGCCAGCCCGAUGGAUCGCCCGUCUCCUUGGAAACACUCUGCGAGGCCGCGAAAGCAGGGGAAGAUGGUUCCAAGAGCAAUCUACAUAAAUUGUUCUACACGAGCGUGCCUAGUGAGUGUCUGGAUGAUAUGGAGCGAUCCGCGGUGACGAGGAUGGGGCUGGAGUUUGAUUCAUCCAAGGAACACUACCAUGUGAAGGUGUUCGAUAAGCAUCAAAGCGAUUCUACGAUAUCUUGCAAAUGCACCUUACAGGAAGACGGGAGGCUUGCUAUCCAUAAGGUUGAACUGAACCAGGUACGGCAAUUGGUGGAAGACAUAUCCUGUCUUUUCAAAGGUCUUGAUCUAAGGCUGAUGUUAUGCGCAAAAAGAAUCCUGAAACACCUAGAUUUGCAGUCUGAAGUGGAAAGUGCUAUAAAGAGCUUGGUGUCCUCUGCUGUUAUUGAUCCUAAUGUGAAAGGGGGACUUAGAUGGCCUCUUGGAAAAGAGUCCAUUGGUGAGAGGUUCAGCAUAGUUGGUGUGUGGCACACCAACUACAAAGCUUUCAGAAAUGAAACCCUGAGGCUCAAGUUGAGGCAUGCUGACCGGUUCGAUCACCGAAGCUCAACUGGGGAAGUUUCCAAUGAAGUUACCUUCAAACUAAUUGGCAUAUCUCGUAGACUGGAGGAUGCUGAUCAAGAGGAGAGCUCUCUGAAGGAGAUGCUGGUGUCUGCGGUUCAGAUGAUCUGGGACAAUGCUCUGAACUACAAGAUCGCACCUUGAGCUCAUUUAUGCAGACAAAUAAAUUGUUCUAUGGAGUAGGUUAACUGUGCUUUCCUUGGAGCUGCAACGAGAACUGAUUUCAGCCCUUUUGUAUAUAGCUUUGGUAAUCGUGAAUUAUGAUGCUGGCUAAGUACUGCCUUUGAAUCGGAUGGUUGCUAUUACUAGUACUUGCGAGUUGUAACUGCAGAUCCUUGGUUCGACCUGGUUCAGUAGGGUUUAUUUCGGAACGA